AUGUCAUCUUCUGCGACUCCCGCAAGACCACCGUUUUCAUCUCUCCCCCUAGACCCUGCUGGGCCGCCUGGGAACGCAUGGGGUCUGUACGGCAAAGAUGACCGCUUAGGGGCGCUGAACCUUCUCACCCCCACAGUCGUGGCCGCUGCGGCAGCAUCUGAGAUUCGAACUGGCCAACGAGUAUCACUGGAUUGGUCAUUGAAUAAUCCCUCUCAGCCAAGCUUCGAUCGGGCGCCAUUUGAGUCUAGACUCGUCAACCGAGCUCAUCCGAGUGGCGAGAAGAGGACCGUCAAUGAUGAUAUCUUGCACUUUAACACGCAAUGUAGCAGCCAGUGGGACGGCUUCAGGCACUAUGGGUACCAGAAAGCCAAGCGAUACUACAACAACACGACCCAAGAUGACCUGGAUAACCCAAAAAACAUUGGCAUAGACGGCAACGCAGCUUGGGUCGAAAAGGGCGGCAUCGUCGGCCGCGGCGUCCUCCUCGACUACGCCAGCUUCUGCGCCCGCCACUCCCUGCCCCUCGAUGCCUUCACCAGCAGCGACAUCUCCCUCGCCCAUCUACAACAGAUCGCCGCCGAGCAAAACAUCACCUUCCGGCCGGGCGACAUCCUCUUCAUCCGCUCCGGGUUCACGGCAGGCUACAACGCCAAAGACGACGCCGCGCAAAAGGCCGUCGCGGCGCGCGCCAGCCCGGACUUUCUCGGUCUCGAGCCCACGAAAGACGUGCUCCGCUGGAUAUGGGAGACGGGAUUCGCGGCCGUGGCGGGCGACGCGCCGAGUUUCGAGAGGGCGCCCAUCGCGGGUCCGCAUACGGCUGUCGGCGGCGUGUGGAAGGGCGAGGCGUGGGAGGAGGAGAUGCAGGGCGGUGGUUUGUUGCAUCAAUGGCUGCUGGGAGGUUGGGGAUUGCCCAUUGGGGAGAUGUUUGAUCUCGAAGCUCUGAGUUCGACGUGUCAGGAGCUGGGAAGAUGGACCUUUUUUGUGAGCAGCGUGCCGCUCAAGGUUCCGGGCGGUGUUGCUAGCCCUCCCAACGCCGUUGCCAUCUUCUGA
Messenger RNA from Colletotrichum paranaense, 1050 nucleotides. RefSeq lists its product as uncharacterized. Gene Ontology annotation, molecular function: arylformamidase activity. Lineage: Eukaryota; Fungi; Ascomycota; Sordariomycetes; Glomerellales; Glomerellaceae. The transcript has 4 exons. The record is from RefSeq and is a predicted model, not a curated record. Bases 1 to 1050 code for a protein of 349 amino acids.